GCGGAUCCUGCUCAUCUUCGAACUCGACCGAGAUAUUGUCAAGACUAAGCUGUGUAGAAAAUUUCAUCGCAAUCUGACUCUUCUUUCGAAAGUUAUCGUGUAAACGGCCGGACGGACAUACAGACCGAUUUUAGUAGUGUACUCACUUUUUGAGUACACUGAAAAAGCUGUAAGUUUUAUUUACAUACAUUUAUCAUAUUUAAUCCUAAUAUUGCUUUUAAUCUAAUCUUCUUUAGCAACAACCGGAAGUACAGUAUAACUUCUCUAUAGUAAACAUUCUUCGAACUUUUUGAAAGUACUCAACAAAGACUUAUAUGAUGUUGUUCACUGCGGAAGGUGCGCAACUGUAUAACAAUGACUUAUAUUCGUACAAUGCAAUUUUUCAGUAUAAGAUGUUCAGUGAUAAACAAUUUUAUUGAAAAAAGAUUACAGAAAAUGAUUACUUUUCAAAACAUUAAAUUGUUUUUUUUUUCUUUCUUUUUUUUCUUAUCGAUUAUGAUAAUAAUCCGAACACGAUGUCUUUGAACUACGUAGUAAUUUUCUUGAAACUUUUAAUUUGCAUUUCAAAGUCUUCUUAUAAUCUUGAUUAUUUCAGAGAAGAUAUCCCCCUAGUAAGUUGAAUAUAUCCUUUCUAAUAUCAGAUAAAUCGAUUAUUUUAAUAUUCACAAUUGAAGAUUCUUCUACUAAAAUAUUCUUUGUCUUUUUUUUUUUUAGUUCAAAUGGGCUUUGUCUGAUGAUGGUAAGCCGUUUGUAUAUGAUAAAUAUAAUGAUUUAUUGAAAAUUUUUAGGUAGUGGCAAAGGUGCAGCAUUGGUUGCGUGUGUGGCUGAGCUGAAUUCUACAGAAGUGCUUGUUAAAAACGAUAAAGAAACAAUUGACUCUAAAAAUGAUGAAUGA
Molecule: messenger RNA, 895 nt
Organism: Rotaria sp. Silwood2
Lineage: Eukaryota; Metazoa; Rotifera; Eurotatoria; Philodinida; Philodinidae
Source: the annotation of a GenBank genome assembly